AUGGGCUCACUCGGAUCCGGAGUUGGGACGUUUUGGUCGGCGAAAGUCCUGUCCAGAGCGGUGAUAGAAGAGGAUCGCGACAGAGGAAUCACGAUGGAAACCAACCAGAGCUUUCCCCCAUCUGGGCCGACUUCACCACAGCCGAGCGAUCACACUCGGUCACCGGCACGGUGGAGGUGUCUGAGAUUGCAGGACUGGCAGGCGUCGAGCUUCCGAGAUCUGAAGUUGAGAUCGCAGAAGGCGAUCCGAGGAGACCCGAUCCUAUUACAGGAGGAGAUACCUGAUCCGGAUGGGCUGGAUCGGAAAUCGUGUCAGAAGAUGCGAAAGGGCGUGAAACGGAAUAUAGCACACAAGGUUGCACAGCCAGAUCAACACCGUAUGAUGACUGACGGGGCAGGAGACGGUUGUGGCAAAGCAGUCACAAGGAAAUUUCUAUUGGGACUUGGAUCGGCGAUCGCACAGUUCGCACGCUUCAGUUAA
Molecule: messenger RNA, 480 nt
Organism: Peronospora matthiolae
Lineage: Eukaryota; Oomycota; Peronosporomycetes; Peronosporales; Peronosporaceae
Source: the annotation of a GenBank genome assembly